Molecule: messenger RNA, 1287 nt
Organism: Pterocles gutturalis (yellow-throated sandgrouse)
Lineage: Eukaryota; Metazoa; Chordata; Aves; Pterocliformes; Pteroclidae
Product: deoxyribodipyrimidine photo-lyase-like
Exons: 8
Biological process (GO): photoreactive repair
Molecular function (GO): deoxyribodipyrimidine photo-lyase activity
Source: RefSeq, a predicted model, not a curated record
AGGAGGAAGGAGGGAGAGGCGGCGGUGCAGGAGGCCCGGAGGAGGGUGGCUCCGUCCGUGCGGGAAUUCAAGUACAACAAGAAGCGGGUUCGCCUCGUCUCGCAGGGCUCGGACCUGAAGGAUGAUGCUCGGUGCAUCCUUUAUUGGAUGUCCCGGGACCAGCGGGUGCAAGAUAACUGGGCUUUCCUCUAUGCCCAGCGCCUGGCCCUCAAACAGGAGCUGCCUCUGCACGUCUGCUUCUGCCUGGUGCCCAAAUUCCUGGAUGCCACCAUCCGCCAUUACGACUUCAUGCUGAGGGGCCUGCAGGAGGUGGCCAAGGAGUGUGCGGAGCUGAACAUCUCCUUCCACUUGCUGCUGGGCUACGCCAAGGAUGUGCUGCCUGCAUUUGUGGUGGAGCACGGCGUGGGUGGGCUAGUGACAGACUUCUGCCCCCUCCGCCUGCCCCGGCAGUGGGUGGAGGAUGUCAAGGAGCGGUUGCCAGAGGAUGUGCCAUUUGCUCAGGUUGAUGCCCACAACAUUGUGCCCUGCUGGGUGGCCUCCCCCAAGCAGGAGUACACCGCCUGGACCAUCCGCGGCAAGAUCCACGCUCAGCUCCCCGAGUUCCUCACCGAGUUCCCUCCCAUCAUUUGUCACCCGUAUCCCCCAUCCUGCCCAGCAGAGCCCAUCACCUGGGAGGCCUGUUACUCCAGCUUGCAGGUGGACCGCACCGUGAAGGAGGUGGAGUGGGCGACCCCCGGCACGGCUGCGGGGAUGGCUGUGCUGCAGUCCUUCAUCGCAGAGCGGCUGAAAUACUUCGGCUCCCACCGGAACGACCCCAACAAGGCGGCACUCAGCAACCUGUCCCCGUGGUUCCACUUCGGCCAGGUUUCCACCCAACGAGCCAUCCUGGAGGUGCAGAAACACCGGGACAAGUACAAGGAGUCAGUGGACACGUUCGUGGAGGAGGCUGUGGUGCGGCGGGAGCUGGCUGAAAACUUUUGCUACUACAACGAGAACUAUGACAGCGUGCAAGGUGCCUACAGCUGGGCACAAACCACCCUGAAGCUCCACGCCAAGGACAAGAGGCCUUUUCUCUACACGCUGGAGGAGCUGGAGCAGGGGACCACGCAUGACCCUCUCUGGAAUGCCGCCCAGCUCCAAAUGGUCCAGGAGGGCAAGAUGCACGGCUUCCUGCGGAUGUACUGGGCCAAGAAGAUCCUGGAGUGGACCCACUCCCCUGAGGAAGCCCUGCGCUUUGCCAUCUACCUCAAUGACCGCUACGAGCUGGACGGGGGGGACCCCAACGGU